Molecule: messenger RNA, 711 nt
Organism: Penicillium verhagenii
Lineage: Eukaryota; Fungi; Ascomycota; Eurotiomycetes; Eurotiales; Aspergillaceae
Exons: 1
Coding region: 1-711 (236 amino acids)
Cellular component (GO): membrane
Source: RefSeq, a predicted model, not a curated record
AUGAAUGCAAUCAACUCGUACGACCUGCCCGAUCGCGUGCUCGGUGCCAUCAUCAGUGGUUUCGGCCUCUCUUACUUCAUUGUUUUUCUUCUUCAGUUUCUCGUUUUCCACUUUCCCUCGUCGCAAAAUGACAUCCCCGAAGCUCUGGCGGUGAUUGCGUUUGGUGUGGGUGUCAUACUUUGGCACCUAGGUGUUUUCUUCCAUCGGAUUUUCUGCACAUCCCACGAGAGGUUGAAUCAGCAACAGCUAAGACUUCACGCUGGGGUGCUUUUCUUGAUUUGGACGGCGGCAACUCCCACCAUUGUCUUUCUCUUUCCAGCUCAGCCAUGGCUACAGCUAGGAUAUACAUCGGCUUUGGCUGUCAUCGCGUUUGGAAGCCUACCGCAAGGGCUCCUUUAUGAUGAGAACAACCAGAAACCUUCCGACACCUCUUCCAUUCAUCUGGCAUCGGUGAUCAUGUUGUCUUUGACGCCGACAAUUCAUGCCCUGGCCGAACCAGUAACCGGCGCUUCGCCAUUGGCGAUGGCUUUUGGUCGAAUAGUCAUCAUCGGUUCCUUGUCUUUCGCCUUCUAUUUUCUCGAGCCCCUGGAGCGCAUCGGGCUCGCCCGGAUCUGGCAGCUCAGUUUUCACGGGAUGCAUAUGAUGUUGACAUACAGCCUGGUGGCGUACUCCGAAGCAGUGAUGCAAGCCGCGGUCGCUCGAAUGUCGUGA